UCCACCGACGCUUCUUCGCCCUCUUAGGACCCAUCAUCGCAGCCGCUGCGCCCUCUACCGCCCUCAUCGCCGCCUGUGAAUCAGGAAAACGCGCCCUGAACGCCCUCCGUUGACAGCCUCCGCGAUCCCCUUUGUCAGCACCACCCAACAUGGCGACCAAGGACUUCUUAGAUACCGCGGCCGAGCUGGGCAGCGAGGAGGAGGACGAGGACUUUGAUGGUGAGGCUGGCGAGCCACGCCAGAGGGCAAACGGAGCAAAUGGCAUCGAAGACUCCAGCGAAGAGGAGGACGAGGAUGAUGAAGACCUGCUUCGACAGGAAGGCGCGGGCUUCAUCGCCGACGAGGACGAAGAAGAGGAAGCCGAGGUCCGUAAGGAGCGCAAGCGACGGCGAAAGCGCAAGAUCCGUGAGGAAGACGAGGCUCUGGAUGAGGAGGACUUGGAUCUCAUUGGGGUCGAAGUCGAGCCGCGGGAAGCGACACAGUCCAAGUACAAGCGUCUGAAGCGCGGCCACAAGGAGCGCCCGAGCAGAUCGCGCGCCGUCGAAGAGAUUUUCUCCGACGACGAGGACCUCGCCGAUGAAGUCGAAGACGACCGACGACGGCCUACACACCUAGACGAGUUCGCCGAUUUCAUCGAAGAAGACCAGUUCGAAGACGAGAUCGAGGAUGAUCGCGAGGUUGGACAACCGGGCAUAUCUAUAAUCACAAGCGGCCUGCAAGCUGCUGGUCUGGACGAGGGCGCCGAGGAAGACUACAGGGCGGCCUUUGGCGACGGUACAGACUAUGACUGGGCCUUGGAGCUACAAGAGCAGGCGGACGAGGAAGAGGCAGGCGAGGGCCGCGAGCUCCAGCUCAAAGAUGUCUUCGAACCCUCGCAGCUUACAGAGCGCAUGCUUACGGAUGAGGACAACAUCAUCCGCGAGGUUGAUGUGCCUGAGCGCCUGCAGCUGGCCCGUAAGCCGUUCAAGGACCUCGAGCUGACUCCGGAUGAUAUGGAAACCCGACUCAAUGAGGAAGCGACGUGGAUCACCAAGCUGCUCUGGCCGAAGAAGCCCUUGGAUCCGUACUUCGAGAAGCCGUUCCGCAAGGCUGUUCGAAAGGUGCUGGAAUUCCUCAACAUCGAAGACUACGAAGUUCCUUUCAUAUUCAACCACCGGAAGGACUACCUGAUUCAUGCUCCUUCUGACGCACAGGACGAUCCGGACAAUCUCACGCCUAGGGAUACUCGGCCAGAGCGACUGCUGAAUCAGAGCGAGCUGUGGGAGGUUUUCGACCUCGAUCUCAAAUUCAGGGCCUUCACCGAGAAGCGCGAUGCUCUACAGAAGAACUACGACAACCUCAAGAGCGUAUAUCCUGAUAUUACGGACACGGUCAUCGAGGACCUGAUCCACAAAGCCGUCACGAUUGAAGAGAUCCAGGAGCUUCAAGACUACUUGCAUUUCCGAUACUCCCAAGAAAUGAGCGACGUUCGACAGGAGACUUCUACGAACGGAACACAGAAGCGCGCCAAUAAUGCCCGGAAUUUCUUCGAUAAACUCCGAGGCGGCAAGACAUACAGUUUCGUGCAUGCCAUCGGCAUCACGCCCGACGAUUUCGCCAAGAGGGCUGAAGGGGCGACAAUAGGCGGCCACUUCAUUGAGGAUCCCGCGGUGAAACCAGAGGAACUCGCUGACACCCUGGCUGAGCCGCCAGAAAUAGGACUUACUCUUCUCAGGUCCGCGAAGUUGCUAUACAUUCAGGAACUACAGAUGAGCCCUCGGUUGCGGAGAUAUAUGAGAGGGAGCUUCUACCAGACCGCCUCCAUCGACUGCAUUCGUACUGAGAAAGGAAUGCGCAAGAUCACCGAGGAUCAUCCGUUUUACGAGUUUAAGUACCUCCGCCGACAGACUUUCCUGGAUUUGCACGGACGACCGGACCUUUUCCUCAAAAUGCUCAAGGCGGAAGAGGAAGGCCUCAUCAAGGUAGAGAUACGCAUGGACAACUACGAUGACUUCAAGCGGAAGCUGCAUAACCACAUCGUUUCCGACAACGUCAGCGAGGUCUCGGAAUUAUGGAAUGCCCUUCGUAAGGAACUCCUAGACAACGCUCUCGACAAGCUACACAGCGCUAUUGCAGCGGGUGUCAAGGAGACCCUGCGAGCGCGAUGCGAAGACGAACUCGCUAGUCGAGCGCGGGAGAACUAUUACAAUAAACUGGAUCAGGCUCCAUUCAAACCGCGAGGCGCGGAGCUUGGCUCAACACCUAACGUUCUCUGUCUGUCGAACGGAAAAGGACAGCGAGGUGAGGCCAUCAUGUGGGCCUACAUUGAAAACGACGGCAGGGUCCUAGAGAACGGCAGGCUAGUCGAGUUCAGGCUUGGCAAUCGGGAUCGAGGCAUUCCGGACGGCAAAGACAUUGAACUGUUCGUGGAAGUAUGCAAUCGGCGACGGCCCGACGUCAUUGGCAUCAGUGGUUUCUCCGUGGAGACCCGGAAACUGUACAAGGACCUGCAGGAAAUCAUCAGCCAGCAUAACCUAAAAGGCCCGCAAUACGAGGACUCUGAGGACGGCACCGAGAAGAGCGACCCCUUGGAGGUCAUUAUGGUCAACGAUGAAGUCGCGCGUCUCUACUACAAUAGCGCCCGGGCGGCUGGCGAGUUCCCCAAGCUGGCUCCGCUUACUAGAUACUGUGUCGCUCUGGGCCGGUACCUCCAGAAUCCCUUGGCAGAGUAUGCCUCCCUCGGCAAGGACAUUGUGUCGCUACCCUUCGUCCAGAACCAGACUCUUAUCCCACAAGAGAAGCUUCUGGAUCGCUUAGAAAACGCAAUGGUGGAUAUGGUCAACCUCGUUGGUAUCAACCUGCCCGACUCGUACGACGACCCAUACAUGUCCAGGCUCCUGCCAUAUGUCUGCGGUCUGGGUCCGCGAAAGGCCGACCGACUCGUCAAGGCCAUCCAAGCCAACGGCGACGAAAUUCUUUCGCGUUUCGACUUGCUCGGUGUCUCGGAGCAGGAAACCCGCGAGUUGAAGGCCGCUAUGGGGCCAAAGGUCUUCCAGAACUGUGCCAGCUUCUUAUGGUUGCCCUUCGAUUCCAGCGAAGAAACCUCCGAUUAUCUGGACAACACCCGAGUGCAUCCGGAAGACUACGACCUGGCUCGGAAGAUGGUUGCUGACGCCAUGAACAUGGAUGAGGAAGAUAUCAAGGCAGAAGUCGAUGACGGCGGUCCUAGCGCAGUCAUCCGAAGGAUGGUCAGGGAUGACCAAACCGACCUGAUUCACGAGCUCAUCCUGGAAGACUAUGCCUCUGAGAUUGAGAAGAAGCUCGGCAACCGCAAACGCGCCACGUUGGAGACCAUUCGCGCUGAACUAUCCGAGCCUUACGAAGAAAUCCGGCAAAUGUUUGCCUUGAUGUCAUCGGACGAGGUGUUCACGAUGCUGACGGGUGAAACCAAGGAGUCUCUGACCGAAGGCAUGGUUGUCCCGGUACAGAUCAGGCGUACCUUCCCAGAUCACAUCGAAGUCAAGCUCGAAUGCGGUGUCGAAGGCGGUGUAUCCGAGUCGGAGUUCCCAGAAGGUGUCGGCAGCGGUCGCCAAGAACCUCGCCAUGUGUUCCAACCUCAUCAAACAGUCCGCGCUAGGAUCAUGUACCUGAACCGGAAGGCCCUCACAGCGCAGUUGUCAUUGCGCGAGGAUCUCAUUCGUCAACCGGCCCCGCGCCUGUUCGAGCGCAUCCCCGGUGAGUGGGAUGAACAGCAGGAAGCGGCAGACAAGAAGGCCGCAGAGAAGGAAAAAGAGGUUGCUUCUGGUCGGCCCAAUCGCGUUGUCAAUCACCCGCUUUUCUUCUCGUUCAACUCCGCCCAAGCAGAAGAGUAUCUCGGCAGCAAAGACCCGGGCGAAGUGGUCAUCCGCCCUUCGUCCAAGGGUUUCGAUCACCUUGCCGUCACUUGGAAAGUUUCUGACAACUCAUUCCAGCACAUCGAUGUGCUGGAGAUGAACAAGGCAAACGAGUACUCAGUCGGCAAGCAGCUCCGUAUCGGCAAGCACGUCUAUACAGAUCUGGACGAGCUGAUCGUCAAUCACGUCGAAGCUAUGGCAAAGAAAGUCACCGAGAUCAUGAAGGAUGAGCGUUUCCAGAAAGGCACUAAGGAUGAUACGGAAUUGUGGCUCCGAAAUUACUGCGAGGCAAACCCUCUUCGGUCCAUGUAUGCCUUCUGCAGCAUGCCCAAGUACCCCGGCUACUUCUGGCUCUGCUUCCAGCCCGGCAAGACAGGCACGCCUGGUGCUUGGCCCGUCAAAGUCAUCCCGAACGCUUUCGAGAUGCACAAGCACGUGUACCCGGACAUGACGGCGCUGAAGAACGGGUUCAAGAUGCUUUUCGGUAGUAAGGCUGGUGGAACCGCAGCGAGGCCGCCGACCACGGCCAUUCCGAGGCGAUAAAACUUGUGAGGGUGUUUGCUUCGUUCAAGUUUCAGAAUCUUUUGAUAUGUAUUCAUAGCUAUAUUCCUUCCUUUAUUUCCCUAGGCGGAGCGACUAGCAUUGCAGGAAAAGGAUACUUUGAAGACAUGGGAGCUUUGGGUGGAGUCGUCGGUAUUAUCUUGAGACUGGCGUUGUCGGAGCGUCCUGGGGUUUGGUGUAUGUGUAGCCUGGAUAUAGUGAAUGGGACUGCGCGUCAAAAGUUCAGUAUGCUCUGUCUCAUGCCAACUUCGACCCCGCAGCCCCGCUGUCGUCGCCGUCAAUCACUAGUCGCCAGUC
This is a messenger RNA of Trematosphaeria pertusa, 4730 nucleotides long. Its product is annotated as transcription elongation factor Spt6. Gene Ontology annotation, cellular component: transcription elongation factor complex. The transcript is spliced from 4 exons. The coding region runs from base 150 to 4415 and encodes 1421 amino acids. NCBI's taxonomy places the organism in Eukaryota, Fungi, Ascomycota, Dothideomycetes, Pleosporales, Trematosphaeriaceae. Gene Ontology annotation, biological process: mRNA transcription by RNA polymerase II; positive regulation of transcription elongation by RNA polymerase II; transcription elongation-coupled chromatin remodeling. Gene Ontology annotation, molecular function: histone binding; DNA binding; nucleosome binding. The record is from RefSeq and is a predicted model, not a curated record.